UAUUACUCAUUAUUAUUUUUUAUCUAGCCAAAUCAUAUUCAUACAAAACAACUAUAACUACUCUAACAAACUACAAUUAAGGUUAAUCUGAUUACAUGUUCAGAACUCACUCAAGUACUACUUUCGUUUAGCCACUAGUCGGAUUAAUGAUUGAUGAUUCUCUAACUUGUUUCACUUAGGGCUGGCAAUCGGUUUGUUACCAGUUUAACCAAUACCCGGUAAGUAAGUUAUCGGUAUACCGAUCCUUGUUAAACAACCACCAGGUACCGAUAUCGUGUGGCAGUUGGUUAACCGGUUAACCGAUUAUCGCUUAGUAUACCAAUGAUACCUUUCUGACUUAUGGGCAUUUUCUCUUUUGGAUUGACGCAAUCGGUAGAAGGUUCAGAUAUGUUUCUGGCAUUAUCUCCACCCUCAUAUGCUAUUCUUGAUGGCUGCAUGCAAUCAAAGCACCUACAAAAGCUCAACGGUUCUUUCCACCAUGAAAUACAUGCGCCUGAAGACGGCGAAAAUGCAUAGGGAAGGACUCGAUGGAUGGCAUGGCAUGGGAGGGAUAGGAAGGGGUCAUUGUGAGAGCAUGAACAAUGAGCAUUUCAGACCCAACAAUUCCUUCCCUACCGCUGACCUCUUCGAUCUCGUGAACUCCUUCGAAAGAGACUACAACCACAAUCGCACCAGGAAGAUAGCGAUCUCUUGUAAUAAGGAUUUUGAGGAAUCGAAGGGGGACAAGGUAUUCGAAGGUGAGAGACUUGAGUUGGAGAAACCGCUAAAAGAAGACGAUGAAGGCGUUCAGGAAGAGCAAGAGAGGAUCAGCUACUUGUUGGAACAAGCUUUUUUUAGCGGAAUCGGGGAGAGAUCUGCAGAUGGAUUCGAACGCGUUUGAUGACCUUGUUUGCACGUGAUCUAAUACCAACCACUAAAAUGGCUAAUUUCCCCAACCUCGUUCGCUGCCAGCAACCUUGUUCCUCGUCGCUCUCUCAAAAUCUGAGGUGGAGCUUCGAGCAUCGGCUGAUGGUGCUGCUGGUUACCGUCUCUGGUGCCAUGUGGUGGAUUGGGGGUGGUCUCAAUCGACGACUCCUCUUCCUUAGGGUUGUUGGCUGCAGAGAGUUGGAACGAAGCCAACGUGAGGCACGUGGGAGGAAGUCGAAGUCGGGUGGGGUGUAGGGCGGAUUUCUUGUUUCGUUGCCGUAUGCUGUGGAUAUUGGUUGUUGGUUAGUUAACUAACCACCGGUUACUAACCGACUGUGAUCCGGUAUACCGAGCUCUUCGAUUUCGUCACCGGCAACCGAUACCACGAUUAACGUAUAACCGAUUAUACCAUUAACCGAAAAACCAAAUACCAACACUAGUUUCACUUUUCAUUCAUAAUGUGCAUAAUCACUAACUAAACCUUGAAUCUAGAUUAAAGCAAUCAAAGCCCUCUUGAGUCGGUUGCGUAGAGGCACAUAUCCGUCUCUAACAAAAUCGAUCAAGGCAUUCUACACUAGACUCCCUCUAUUGGGUGAGGUUCUCACUCAAUACAAAGCAGUGAAGCGACUCACUCUCGCACAAUUGUUCCAGUGCUUCCAAUCUAUGGUGCUCUAUUGACCUAAUUUGGUAUUACCUCUCAUUGAAUCAAAGUAGAAUCAAUAAUCUCGAUUAAAGCAGAAUUGAACAUGAAACAAGCAUAUAUUGAAUAUGAACUCAAGAUUAUCAAAAUAGAGUGCUCAUAUAGUCAUCCAAUCAAACAAAACAGGGAUAUGGUUCCUCAAAACCUAAGUGAAGGGAAGUUUCUUCAAAGAGAAUACAUAUAAUGCAUAAAUCUGAUCUAGAUCUUCAAUCUCCAUCUCGAAACUUGAUUCACGAGCUUCAAUGGCAAAGAAAUCCUCCAAAACAUCUCUCGGAAGGUUCUCGACUCCCUCUCUCUCUCUAGGGUUCGUCCUUUGGGUGUUCGAGAUCCAAAAACCCAGGCCCCCUUUAAGAUUCAUAGAUUUUUUUUAUAUCCGAUAGUGACAAAAGCACAGUCAGGAGUGUAGCCAUGAAUUCUUUUAGGGUGGGUCCAUUUUAAGAAAAAUGCAAAAGAUAA
Messenger RNA from Linum trigynum, 2062 nucleotides. NCBI's taxonomy places the organism in Eukaryota, Viridiplantae, Streptophyta, Magnoliopsida, Malpighiales, Linaceae. The record is from the annotation of a GenBank genome assembly.